Messenger RNA from Anneissia japonica, 508 nucleotides. RefSeq names its product protein LTO1 homolog. The transcript is spliced from 3 exons. The record is from RefSeq and is a predicted model, not a curated record. Lineage: Eukaryota; Metazoa; Echinodermata; Crinoidea; Comatulida; Comatulidae. Bases 71 to 508 code for a protein of 145 amino acids.
CAGAACAGAAUAGCUGCAGGAGGAGGGCCUAAUAAACAAUUAAAAAAAAAGCUUGACUGUCACAAUCAUUAUGGCCGAAGUUAAGGAAGGAACACAUGAGGAAGUCUUUGACAUAUUUGAUUCAAUUGUCUGCGCCGAGGAAAGGUUUGAACAAAAUGGAUUUUUGAAUGGUCUUCAGGAGGGGAAGGAAAAAGGAAAGAAAAGUGGUUUACAAAAAGGGUUAAAUUUAGGCAAACAAAUUGGCGAAGAGAUUGGCUUCUAUCAAGGAUUUGUGUUAACAUGGAAGAUAAUAUUGGAAAAUUCAGAAGAAAAAAAUACAAAGAAAUUGAAAGCUCUUAAAUCACUGCUCACCAUGUUACAUAGUUUAAAAGUAUCGGACCCAACAGUGAGUGAUUACAUGCAAAAGUUGAGUCAAAUCAGGGCAAAGUUCAAGCCUGUCUCUUAUACACAUCUAGAUGUGUAUAAGAGACAGGUGGUACCCUUGCUAUUCUCCGUCUUGAUAGGUUAA